Molecule: messenger RNA, 5619 nt
Organism: Pungitius pungitius (ninespine stickleback)
Lineage: Eukaryota; Metazoa; Chordata; Actinopteri; Perciformes; Gasterosteidae
Product: carbohydrate sulfotransferase 12-like
Exons: 7
Coding region: 1898-3151 (417 amino acids)
Biological process (GO): carbohydrate biosynthetic process; proteoglycan biosynthetic process
Cellular component (GO): membrane
Molecular function (GO): sulfotransferase activity
Source: RefSeq, a predicted model, not a curated record
CUUUGCGUGGUUCACGCUCCAUCUUUCUUCAGGACAGAAAAAAACGAGGACUCGCAUCACAGGCUCAGCUGACGCGGCGCUGGGAGAUCACGGGCACUGGAAGAGGAGGUGAGAAUGUAUCGUUUCCUUUGACUCAUCUUUGACAUUACUAACUAUAAUUGUAGGAAGUGACACACCGUGUCUCCUCUCGGCGGUAACGACGCUGCUUCUCAGCUCAAUGCGGUGCGUUGGACACACACACACACACGCGCGCGCCCGCGCACACGCGCACCCGCCGCUAUGGUCCCGCUCAUAGCGUGUCUGUUGAUAUAUUGAUAUUGUUUUUUGUUCUUUCGCUACUCUGCGUUGUCUCCAUUAAGGCCGAGGGCUCCUCGCGGCGCUUUAUAAGGGGCCCUUGGAGCCCGACAGGAACAGCCCGUUCCGGGGCGCUGCUCCCCCGUCAAAGGCGACAUUGUGUCCGGUCCGGAGGCUGCUGCGGACAGGACGGUGUGAUUUAAGCCCCCCACCCUCACCCCACGCCCCCCUCCCCCUCCCCCGUUGGUCGGGUCAGCAGAGCGGGCUGCGGGUUAGACACCAGCCGGCUGACGUGCACUACGACACAGAGGCUUGUUGACUUGUUGACGCGAUGCUGCGUAAAAGUCCACAAAUAUGUGAAAGGAAAGAAAAGACAAGAAAAGUUGUUGAAGCGUACUGAUCUAUCGCUUCAAACUAGACGGGUGGCGGAAGACGUCAGCUGCAUUGCUUCGUCACAAGAAACUCCUGCCCAAGUCCUCGGUGAAGGUGCCUUCAGCGAAACGGAAUAUCUUAAGUCAAAGUGUUUGAUGCAUUGUAUAAUUCUAAUCAUAUUACUGUUAUAGUUGAUUGAGGUGAGGAGCAUCAAAUGUCUCAUAUGAGUAUUUGAAGUUCUAUCAAUGCACCCUCAUUUAUCCUGAAAAGUGAUGCUGUUGUAUUGUAGUAAAAUGACUACAAUAAUGGUGAUUUUAGGCUACUGAACUACUAUUCUUUCCUGCUGUUAUUGGGAUAGAUUCCAUUUCCACAUCCCACCGCAGACCCCCUUUGAAUGUCUUCUGCCCUACGCCUGAUUUAAUAUACUUUCAUGGGGCAGCCGUUGCCUCCCUGGCAUGCAGAGAGGAAGAGGAGUGUAGCCUGCCGCCUCUGGAGAGGCUGAUGAUGAUUUUCCGAGUCAAUGGUCCCCUCUCAGCUCCAGCAAAGAAGAAAUAAUGCGAUGGCUCUUGCAGGAGAGCUACACAGACGAGUGUCGGAGUGAGAAAGUGACGCUCCUGCGGCUAAUAAACUGCACGGGAGAUAAAAGGGGGAAUUAGGAAACAUGAAUCACAGUUGAGAUAAGGCAAAGGCGGAAGAGCGGAAGGCCAUUUCUCUAUGAAGCUGGUGCUUUUUUGCAUUGCACUGUAAGCUUCACUGUCUUUCUCUACUCGGUGAGGCGUGUAAACUGUUUACGAUUGGCCCUCUUUCAAAGGCUGCUAAACAUCAAGGCCCUUCUUAUACUUCAGGGGUGCCGAUGCUGUAGCAUAAUCCAUAGGAAGCCCGGAUAUGGGUACAGCAGGAUACUUGUUCAAUGCAAAAGUUCUUACUCUGCGGUAUGCAGAGCCUUGGGCACGCACACAUUUGACGACUUCUUGUGAUUUUUCCUGCAGGCGGUGGGAGUUGAGUCAACGCUGAGGGGUGAGGCAGAAAUGCACUAAAAGAAAUUGAAGCCAAUAAACGGCUGCAGCUGGCAUGAAGCAGAGUUCCAGUUUUUCUACCUAUUUAUCGCCAUGGGAAGAGAUAGCUUAUGGACCUGGAUUCUGUUGCCAUGGUGACCCUGCACCAAAAGCUCUAUGACUCCAAUCUAUUGCACCGUUGAUCAAAUUAAAAGACCCAGAGAGCAACAGUCACUAUGGGAACGUCCAGGAUGUUCCGUAUUUUCGUGGUCCUGGGCUCGGCCUUCAUGAUUCUUCUCAUCAUCAUCUACUGGGACGACGUCGGAGCCUCCCAUCUGUAUUUGCACACCCCCGUCUCGCCGGGCCCCAAAAUCCCGCACCCUGCCCCUCCUCAUCCUCAGCGGCCCCAGACCUCGCGGACCCCGUCCUUCCUGUCCGACAUCGACGCUUUCGUUAACCAGUUCCUGGAGCCGGGAACUGGUGAGCCCACGGACCCCGCCCCCGCCGACACAGCCAACCAAUCGGAGAAAGCUGAGGAGCGGUACAUCCCGCGGCGGGAGUGGAAGAUCCACCUCACUCCACUGGCAGCCGAGCUCCGGGAGAGACAGGAGCAGCGGCGGAGGUUACUCCAGGAGAUGUGCGCCAACGACAGCGUGGUGUUCCCUGGAAAAAACCGCUCCUUCGACGACAUUCCCAACAGGGAGCUGGAUCACCUGAUUGUGGACGACAGGCACGGCGUCAUCUACUGCUACGUUCCCAAGGUGGCGUGCAGCAACUGGAAGCGCAUAAUGAUAGUUCUCAGUGAAAGCAUGCUGCGGGACGGCGUCCCACAGAGGGACCCGCUGGCCAUCCCCCGGGACCUGGUCCACAACAGCAGCAUGCACUUCACCUUCAACAAGUUCUGGAAACGAUACGGCAAGUUCGCCAGGCACCUGAUGAAGGUGAAGCUGAAGAAAUACACCAAGUUCAUUUUCGUGCGGGACCCCUUUGUGCGCCUCAUCUCCGCCUACCGGAACAAAUUCGUGCUGCGCAACGAGGACUUCUAUCGGCGCUUCGCCCAGGUCAUGCUGCGCCGCUACGCCAACCAACCGACGCCUCCCGCCUCAGUGGACGAGGCGUUCGGCGUGGGCAUCCACCCCACCUUCUCCAACUUCAUCCAGUACCUCCUGGACCCGCAGACGGAGAAGGAGAUGCCCUUUAACGAGCACUGGCGGCAGGUGUACCGCCUCUGCCACCCGUGCCAGAUUCAGUACGACUUCGUAGGCCACCUGGAGACGGCGGAGGAGGACGCCGAGCACCUGCUGCGCCAGCUGCGCGUGGACAACGUGGUGGAGUUCCCCACCUCCCACAGGAACCUCACGGCGAACACCUGGGAGUCCGACUGGUUCAGCUCGGUGUCGGCCGAGGCUCGGAGAGAACUCUACAAGCUGUACGAGCCCGACUUCAGGCUCUUUGGCUACGACAGACCGGACUCCAUCCUCAACGAGUGACUGGCCCACACACACACACAUACACGUUUUCCAUGAUAUAAUGCUCCCGUUGUUCUGGGGUUUGCAGAUGUAUCCUCCGGUCUUGUGUGUGUGUGUGUGUGUGUGUGUGUGUGUGUGUGUGUGUGUGUGUGUGUGUGUGUGUGUGUCCUACACUGAGCGUGCACGUCGUUGAGGAUGCUGGCUGUUUUUAAAGAAGCACACUAAUGAGGUGAAUCCCUGUUAACAGCCAUUUUCAUUUGUCGUAUGUCGUAUGUCGUUGUUCUCCCCUCAUAAAUCACACAGAUAACGAUAAGCACACUGUGGGACAGCCGACAUACGGAUUGUGCAAACGAUGGGUGUCCCUGAACGCGUCGUACGUUCAGUGUAGUCCUUAACCCAUAGCCCCCCCCCGCCCCUUCGCCGUUGAUGUCACGCCCGCCGUGACCCGCUGUGACGACCACGCCGGCUUUGUAGCAGGACGCCGAGGUGAUGUCACAGAGCCAUACCCCGCGUGUUUGUGAUGUCAUGGAAGCCAACACAUAUGCAAUGGACAGGGAGACGUGUGGCGACUAGUGAAAACAAGGUGUUACUAGAUUAGCUUUUAGAUUGUCAGUGGUAAUAAAAUGUAUUUCACAUUGUGAAAGUGCAAUGUCAAGGCGGAGGACAAAAGGGACUUUCAAGUGAUGUUUAAAAAUAUACUAAAGACGGAUAAUGACAUCGGACAUAGGAAGAGUGCUUUCAUACUUUAAUACACAGCUUAAGCCGAUGAUCAUGUUACACUAAAGCGUUUCAGAGUGGAGAGUCCAUUUGAUUACAUUUCAGAUAACAAGCUCCAUUUGACCAGAGUCAAAGCGUGAAGUCCUCUCCCCGAGUGGAAGCACAGCCCUUCCAGUGGACCUAAAGACCGCACAGCUGGCUUUGUCUCAGCUCGCCUCUCAGGCAGACGGCUGGAGGCUUUUUUUUUACAUUCUUUUCAUUUCAUCUGCACAAAGGUGAGCUUCUGUGCAUUCACACUGAUUUCCAAAGGGAUCAUCAUCUUUUAACGCUUGUUGUGUUGCCAUGGCGCUGCCAUCCUGAGCUUUUGAUCACACACAAGCUGCAGUUAUUAACGCUGACCUACAUCGGGUUACCCUGGAGACGGUAGCAGGGUGGUGUCACCGGCAGCGCUUCCAGAGGAUGUUGGAGCGAGGAGCUGUGCACAUAAUGAGAAGCCAACACAGGUUGUUUUCUUUUUUGUCUCUUUCUUGUAUUUGCAGUGAUGAUCCAUCACUCUAGAAGUGAGGUUUUUGCAAGGCAAGGCCAGGAUUAAUGAGGGUGGUCCGGAUCAAUCGUGGUUCCAGCGUGGAUUGGGCUGCAUCUUUUAUAAGAAAAGAGGGGGAAGAUGAGACCGUGCCUUUUGGUUGCAAAAGUUUACACAGCAAAAAAAAAGUAUUUUUGUAGAAGGACUUUUACUUUGUGAAUCUGUAUCAAGCCACAAGGUGUAUUUGAUCUACUGGGCCUGGCUCAUCUUGUGUAGGAAACAGCAGAGCCCUUUGUGGGGGUCUGUGCAAUCGAUGAUUCUGCGAGGCCUCUGUCUGCACUUGUGUCCAGUGGAUUGCUUUCUUUGUGUGUCCUUUAACACGGGUUCACUGUGCGGUUUGUACUGUAAGUGAUAUUUCUGUGAGUCACACCUUCUGCCUUCUGGUUUAUUCGUUUUGUAAAAGUACAGGGGGCAUUUUCGACCCGUGAAUGACUCGGUUGAGUGAGUUCUGGAUAGGAUGGUAUUUAUUCUGAAUCAAUUAGUGGUUUUCUUCAAGUUUCUGCCAUCGUCUUGUGGUGCGUUGUUUUUUUUUCCAUGUAGAUCUAAAUGUUCUCACAGAAAAGCGGGUAGAUGCUGGGAACAAAAAAAAAGGAGCAGAAAACAUACCUAGUCAUCCCACCCUCCCUCCUCACCAGUGUUUGCAUUGUCGGGUUUUUAUAUCUCUUUUGUAUUUUUGUUCUCUCUUUUUUAUUUUUCUUAUGCUCUUUUGCCGUGUUUUAUUGUUUAACCGGCUUGAGUUGAGAAGUUUUGCUCUUUUCGGUUAAAGUGCAAACAGCAACACCAGAAGAUGGAAUCAUAGUGUAAGGGAAAAGAAAACAGUUUAUUUAUUAGCAAAAUAAAAACCUGAAUACGUGCUGCUUUUGAAGUGGGUGUUAAUCGAUCUUUAUGAAGAUUGGUUUGACUGAUGGUGUUCAUUUUUUUGGGCAGUGACCUGCCGCUUCAACAGCACAGAUGCUAAAAGCUUAAACAGCUUAAAUGUCUGUUGAUCUCCCUAAAUAUCUUAAUUAUUCAUGUUUUGUUAAACAUUUAUUAAUAUUUCACAAGAGUUGUUGUUUGACAAACCUGUUCCCUCUCUCCAGGGGGUUGGGGGGGGGGGAUGCAAAGUGUUCAUUCAGACUCAUCAGUGUAAUGAUGUCACCCAGCAUCUGGUCUUUGUACAAGAGAAAUAAAGGUUUUGGGGCAUGAUGAA